ACGUAUCAUUUACGGCUGUUUUGACGAUUUUUUUUUCAAAAUACAUAAAAAAAUUUUUAAUUUUUUUUUUUUCAUUCCCAAACAUUAUUUGCAAACUUAAAGUUGUUCCGAGAAAUUAAAACCAACUAUUUUACAAAACAAAAAAAAAAUAUAUAGUAUAACACAUUAUUAUUAUUCAAUUAUCAAUUAAGAAACGAAAAAAAAAAAAUAAUUCAAAAUGGUUGUUAAUUUCAAAGUUUUCAAAAAAUGUUCGCCAAAUAAUCGCCUAACCCUUUAUAUGGCAAAACGAGAAUUUGUGGAUUCUGUAUCUGCAGUUGAACCAAUUGAUGGCAUCGUUGUAUUGGAUGAUGAAUAUGUUAAAUAUAAUAGAAAAGUUUAUGCGCAAUUAAUUUGUAAUUUUCGUUAUGGACGUGAAGAAGAUGAAGUUAUGGGAUUAAAUUUCCAAAAAGAAUUAACAUUAGAUUCAGUACAAAUUCAUCCACAGCAAAAAGUUGAUAUAAAUUUAACAAAAACUCAAGAUCGUUUAUUAAAAAAAUUGGGUCAAAAUGCAUUCCCAUUUAUAUUGAAAAUGUCACCAAAUUGUCCAGCUUCAAUAACAUUACAACAGAAAGCUGAUGAUACAAGUGAACCAUGUGGUGUGCAAUAUUAUGUUAAAAUAUUUGCUGGUGAUAAUGAAGUUGAUCGUUCCCAUAAACGUAGUACUGUUUCUUUGGCAAUACGUAAAGUGCAAUAUGCACCAACAAAACAAGGUAUACAACCAUGUACAGUUGUACGUAAAGACUUUUUAUUAUCACCUGGUGAAUUAGAAUUGGAAGUAACUUUAGAUAAACAAUUGUAUCAUCAUGGUGAAAAAAUUGCAAUUAAUUUAUGUGUACGGAAUAAUUCGAAUAAGGUGGUGAAAAAAAUUAAGGUAAUGGUACAACAGGGUGUUGAUGUUGUACUAUUUCAAAAUGGUCAAUUUAGGAAUACUAUAGCAUCGUCAGAAACAACUGAAGGUUGUCCAAUACAACCAGGAUCAAGUGUACAAAAAGUAAUGUAUUUGGUACCGACUUUGAUUUCAAAUCAAAAUCGUUUUGGUAUCGCUGUUGAAGGUCAAAUUAAAAAACGUGAAACUUAUUUAGCUUCAACUACAUUAUUAUCAUCACCAGAAAAUCGUGAUGCUUUUGGUAUUGUUGUUUCUUAUGCUGUUAAAGUUAAGCUUUUACUUGGUGCUUUAGGCGGUGAAUUGUGUGCUGAGCUUCCAUUUAUUUUAAUGCACCCAAAGCCUGUUAAGGGUAUAAAGAAUAUUGAAGAUGCUGAUGGCAUGGAAGAUGAAUAAAUCAUCAAGGAAAAUAAUGGAAAAUUUGUUUUAGUGAUGGACGAUUAUCAAAUAUUUUAUUUUCUGAUACAAAACAAAAAAAAAAAUUAUAAUGAUAAAUAUGAAUUUAAUAAUGCUGAAAUCUCUUGAAAAAGCUGGACAUGACCAUGGACCUGAUUUAAACGGAAUUCUAUAAAACAAAA
Condylostylus longicornis is the source of this 1500-nucleotide messenger RNA. RefSeq names its product phosrestin-2 (gene Arr1). Lineage: Eukaryota; Metazoa; Arthropoda; Insecta; Diptera; Dolichopodidae. The transcript is spliced from 6 exons. The record is from RefSeq and is a predicted model, not a curated record. Gene Ontology annotation, cellular component: cytoplasm. Gene Ontology annotation, molecular function: G protein-coupled receptor binding. Gene Ontology annotation, biological process: signal transduction; G protein-coupled receptor internalization. Bases 218 to 1318 code for a protein of 366 amino acids.